AUGCUCGGGUGUAUAGGCACCUCGGCGUCAGUAGCCCCCCACUUCUUCUGUUUUGUCUCUCUGUUGCAUGCUGGCUUCCAUUGUCUCUAUUUUGGGGUGAAGGAGGCGUGCACCCCCGAGUGUUUGUGGGCUGAGAGAAAGCCGUUUGUGUUUCUUACGGUUCAGGUGACCUCACCUGAGGACCUGAAGGUAGACCUGAAAGAAGAAAGUUUAGACUUUGCAUGCAAAAAAGGAGAUAAAGCUUACUCUUUUCACAUUGAUUUUCCAGAGCCUAUUAACGUUGAGGAGAGCAAGUACAGCACGCAGCGUAACGUGCAAUUCAAGUUGGUGAAGAAAGAGGCAAAGAGGUGGCACCGGGUGUCUACAGCUGACAAAAAGAAGUUGCAUUGGUUGAAAUGUGAUUGGAAUAAGUGGGUAGAUUCAGAUGAAGAAGAAAACAGCAACAUGGAUAUGGGGGACUUCGAUAUGGACUCCAUGGGCUUCGGCGGCAUGGGUGGUAUGGGGGGUAUGGGGGGGAUGGGGGGGCUAGACCUUAGCUCUCUUGGUGGUUCUGGUGGUUUAGGAGAAAUGGGAGAUUUAGGAGAUUCAGAUGAUGAAGAUGAUCUCAAAGAUCUUGAUGCUCCUAUACCAGAAGACGAAGCAGAUGCAGCUGGCGCCGCUGCCGCUACUCCGGCUACUGAAGAGGGAGAGAAAAGGGGAGAGGAAACAGAAACAAAACCGCCAGCUACGGCGGAAUCAUGA
Molecule: messenger RNA, 741 nt
Organism: Eimeria mitis
Lineage: Eukaryota; Apicomplexa; Conoidasida; Eucoccidiorida; Eimeriidae
Product: p23 co-chaperone, putative
Exons: 3
Coding region: 1-741 (246 amino acids)
Biological process (GO): chaperone-mediated protein complex assembly; protein folding
Cellular component (GO): nucleus; cytosol
Molecular function (GO): Hsp90 protein binding; protein-folding chaperone binding
Source: RefSeq, a predicted model, not a curated record